Austrofundulus limnaeus is the source of this 2627-nucleotide messenger RNA. Its product is annotated as protein asteroid homolog 1. The record is from RefSeq and is a predicted model, not a curated record. The transcript is spliced from 5 exons. The coding region runs from base 118 to 2454 and encodes 778 amino acids. Gene Ontology annotation, molecular function: nuclease activity. Lineage: Eukaryota; Metazoa; Chordata; Actinopteri; Cyprinodontiformes; Rivulidae.
GUCACAUCAGCUGUAAUAAAGUGAGGUGAGGAAAAUGAAAGUUACAGAAACAGAAACUGAUCCUCAGAGUGUUGAUAAGAGCAGCAGACCUGAGCAGGAGCAGGACUCAGACCAGUCAUGGGUGUUCAGGGACUGACCAGACUCCUGGAGAACCACCACAGGGUCUACAUGGAGACCCGCUUCAGGAGGAGCCGGCUGCUGAUUGACGGCUGCAACCUGAUCUACCUGCUGUACUUUGACUCAGGUCUGGACCAGAACCACGGUGGGGAGUACGCUGCCUUUGAGAGUCUGAUUGAGAGCUUCAUCCGGGCCCUCAGAACCUGUGACAUCAGUCCAUAUGUGGUUCUGGACGGAGCGUCCAACAUCUCUGACAAAAAGGUUGAGACCCAGGCCAGGAGGACCGAGGACCGGGUCCAGCGGGCCAGCCAGGCAGCGGUGAGCGGCAGGUCCAUGCAGAUCCUCCCGCCUCUGGCCAGCCUGGUGCUGAGGCAGACGCUGGCCCGGCUGCAGGUUCCGGUGGCCCAGUGCUUCGAAGAGUCGGACCACGAGAUCGCGGCCCUGGCGUCUGAGUGGAAGUGUCCGGUUCUUUCCAACGACAGCGACUUCUUCAUCUUCGACCUGCCCGCAGGCCUCCUGCCCAUAUCUCACUUCCACUGGAAGGAGGUGAACCGGACCGGCUCUCAGAACUUCAUCUCCUGCAGGAGGUUCUACACCUCCAGCUUCUGCUCCUUCUUUGGAGUCCAGCUGCAGCUCCUGCCCAGCUUCGCUGCCUUGGCCGGGAACGACUACGUGAAGCUGACGGAGAUCAACUGGACCCAGUUUGCCCCUGCAGACCAGGAGAGGCCCAGCCGCCUGGAGGGGCUGCUGCGCUGGCUGAGGGACUUCCAGAGACCUCAGGAUGCCUUGGAGGCCGCGCUGGGUCUGCUGGGGGAUCUGAGUCCUGAGACCAGGAGGGACUACCUUCAGAAACUGUACCAGGGGAUGGAGGACUACGAGCUGCGUCCAAGUCCUCUGAGCCGCUUCUUCCUUCAUGGAGUCCCACCUGAGUUUUCUGCUCUGGAGGAGGUGGAUCUGGUUCCACACUGGAUGCUGCUGCCUCUGACCCAGGCCCGGCUCACCUCUGAGGUUCUGGACGUUCUGCGGCUCCGCACCAUGAAGGGUCUCAGCCUGGCGGUGGAACUGCAGGACCUGCCCAGCUCCAACCGGACCUCCAGUUCGAUCCGACAGGUGAUGUACGGGCUGCUGCUGGGGAACCAGGAGCCUCUCCAGGUGAUGGAGGUGGACAGAGUCGGGUCAGAGGUUUACUCCAUUCCUGUCGACCCGAUGUUCAGCGGAAUCAUCAAACAGAUGGAUCUCAGCACUCUGAACCAGGUGAGGCUGUUAUUCAAGCUAAAGUUCUGCUCUUCAGAAAGUCACACUCAGAUGUUCCUCAGAGGACUUUAUGAACAUCAUCUGUUCCAGGAGGACCACUCUGAUCGUCUGCAGGUCCUACUGGAGGUUCUGGGGGUGACCGGGGACUCCCUGAGCCUCCUGCCCCCCCAGCUGAAACUGCCAGUAGCCGUCACCUGCUACUGGAUGCAGAGAGCAAAACCUAAACCGGACCAGAGACUGCUGAAGGCUCUGCUCCUGAGCAUCAGUACCGGAACCAUGACUGGACCCAGAACAGGUCUGCAGAGAGACGGGUCCAACUGCACCCUAAAGUUGGACAUUUCUACGCUUUAUUCCUUGAAUCAGUGGCAGAUGUGUCUGAAGAGCUCCAUAUGGCUGAACCAGCUGCUGGGGUUCCCUCUGCAGGAACCACAAAUCUCACGAUUUAGCUCAGAUAGAAAAUCCAGCAUCAGAUGUUUGUUUACUUUUAUGUACAAACAUGUUUGUAAACAACGUGUUGUUGACAUGUUUGUUGGGUGUCAGAGUGGCAGAAACAGGAGUCAACAAACGGGUCAAACAUUAAACUGGAGGUCUGGAGGUCCUCCACAGACUCCAUCUGUAGCUGUCAUGGAGGCAGUGACUCACUUCCUGUUUGUCUUUUUGUCCAGGCUGUAUGAAGGGACACUGGUCCACCAGCUGGUCCACAGGAUCAGGACUGGAGGAAAACUGAAGAGUCUCCUGAAGACAGACAGGACCAGCCGGGACCUGUACCGCAUCAUGUUGUCUAUGGUUCAACAGUUUCAGGCUCAGCAGGUGGACUCAGAGGACCGGCUCAAAGCGUCCACACGAAGACAGGUACGACCACCUCUGAACGAACUGACAGCCAGCCUGCAGCAGCUGUUCCUGCAGCCCCCCGACCCCGAGGAGCAGACUGAAGCCCACAUCGACAUGCAGACCCUGCAGCAGUUGCAGCUGGAGGAGCAGCUGUCCAUCAGGACCAGGUUCAAAACCAAAGACAGGAGCAACAGGUGCAACAAACCAGAACUGUCCCGCAAGAACGAGUGCAGGGGAGGUGGCGUCUUCUGAUGUGGGUGGGGCCUCAUCUGAGGUGGGUGGGACCUCCUCUGGUGGGCUAUGACAGAAAAACUACCUAAAAUGAGUCUCAUGCUCUCUUUGCAAACCUCUGCUGCUUCAACAUGAAAACUCUGUUUAACUCCAAACCUGUCCUAACCUGUUCUAAACUGUCCUAAUCUGUCCUA